Molecule: messenger RNA, 159 nt
Organism: Serpula lacrymans var. lacrymans S7.9
Lineage: Eukaryota; Fungi; Basidiomycota; Agaricomycetes; Boletales; Serpulaceae
Exons: 1
Source: RefSeq, a predicted model, not a curated record
UUGCCUGGAUUAGAGGAAGGAAGGGUGCCUGUGUUUCCAGCACCCACUACAUUCAAAUACAAAAUUAAUGAGACGUCACAUUCAAUAUCAAGAAGGCAAUUACCUAUGCUGCCAGCCUUUGCGUUUACAGAUUACAAAUUCCAGGGACGUUCAUUAUGA